Molecule: messenger RNA, 2377 nt
Organism: Euleptes europaea (tarantolino)
Lineage: Eukaryota; Metazoa; Chordata; Lepidosauria; Squamata; Sphaerodactylidae
Gene: FCHSD2
Product: FCH and double SH3 domains 2
Exons: 20
Coding region: 58-2283 (741 amino acids)
Biological process (GO): neuromuscular synaptic transmission; regulation of actin filament polymerization
Cellular component (GO): neuromuscular junction; recycling endosome
Molecular function (GO): protein binding
Source: RefSeq, a predicted model, not a curated record
GCCGUUUGGGGCGGGGGAGGGAUUGAUGUGGAGGCCGAGAGCGGCAGCGCCGCCGCCAUGCAGCCCCCGCCGAGGAAGGUGAAAAUUACUCAAGAGCUGAAACUCAUUCAGACGGAGCAGAUGACAAAACUUCAAGCCAAACAUCAGGCAGAAUGUGACUUACUUGAAGAUAUGAGGACAUUCAGCCAGAAGAAAGCUGCCAUUGAGAGAGAAUACGCACAGGGCGUUCAGAAAUUGGCUAGCCAGUACUUAAAGAAAGAAUGGCCUGGAGUGAAAGUGGACGAGCGCAAUGAUUUUAGGAGCAUGUAUCCCGUCUGGAAGUCGUUUCUUGAAGGCACGAUGCAGGUGGCCCAGUCGAGGCUCAAUAUCUGCGAAAACUACAAGAACCUGAUUUCUGAGCCUGCCAGAGCCGUGAAGUGUUUCAAAGACCAGCAACUGAAAAAGUGCGUCGACCAGCUGACCAGGAUCCAGGCUGAAUUGCAAGAGACAAUUAAAGACUUGGCCAAGGGCAAGAAGAAGUACUUUGAGACCGAGCAGAUGGCUCAUGCCGUCCGUGAAAAAGCGGAUAUCGAGGCCAAGUCUAAACUUAGUCUCUUUCAGUCGAGGAUAAGCUUACAGAAAGCAAGUGUAAAGUUAAAAGCACGGCGGUCGGAGUGUAAUUCCAAAGCCACUCACGCAAGGAAUGACUACCUUCUCACUUUAGCAGCCGCGAACGCACACCAAGAUCGCUACUAUCAGACCGACUUAGUGAACAUUAUGAAGGCUCUUGAUGGGAAUGUAUAUGAUCACCUUAAGGAUUAUUUAAUGGCAUUCAGCAGGACUGAAUUAGAAAUAUGCCAAGCUGUACAAAGCACAUUCCAGUUUCUUUUGGAAACGUCCGGUCGGGUAGUGCGAGAUUACAGUUUUCAGCUGUUCCUUCAAGACAACUCGGUGUUUCAUAAACCACAGCCUUUCCAGUUCCAGCCCUGCGACAGUGACACCAGUCGGCAACUGGAAUCCGAGACGGGGACGACGGAAGAGCACAGCCUGAACAAGGAGGCCCGGAAAUGGGCCACGCGAGUGGCACGGGAGCACAAGAACAUCAUCCACAGCCAGCGGGCUCUUGAGGAGUUGGAGUGCCAUGGGCCCGUGGCUUCCGAACAAAGCCGAGCAGAGCUGGAGCAGAAGAUCGACGAAGCCAGAGAGAGCAUCCGCAAAGCCGAGAUAAUAAAGCUGAAAGCGGAAGCUCGACUUGACCUCUUAAAACAGAUCGGCGUUUCAGUGGAUACGUGGCUGAAAAGCGCCAUGAACCAAGUGAUGGAGGAACUGGAGAACGAGCGAUGGGCAAGUCUCCCUACGGUGACCAACAACGGCUCCUCGCACUUGCUGAACGUCGAUCCAGACAGGGAAGAAGGGGAAGAUCUGGAAGACGGCCUGGACGCUUUUGAUGACAGCAGUUCCAGCCCUUCGGGGACUCUCCGAAAUUAUCCGUUGACCUGCAAAGUUGUUUAUUCAUACAAGGCUUCCCAGCCAGACGAGUUGACCAUCGAGGAACACGAAGUUUUGGAAGUUAUUGAGGAUGGAGAUAUGGAAGAUUGGGUAAAGGCGCGAAAUAAGACAGGCCAUGUGGGCUACGUGCCAGAGAAAUACCUGCAAUUCCCAACGUCCAACAGUCUCUUGAGUAUGUUGCAAUCACUGGCGGCCUUGGACAGCCGGUCCCACACUUCGAGUAACUCAACUGAAGCUGAGUUGGUUUCGGGAAGCCUCAACGGGGACUCCAGUGUAUGUUUUGUAAAAGCACUUUAUGACUACGAGGGCCAGACGGACGACGAACUAUCCUUCCCGGAAGGAGCGAUCAUCCGGAUCUUGAACAAGGAGAACCAGGACGACGACGGUUUCUGGGAAGGGGAAUUCAAUGGGCGCAUUGGGGUUUUCCCCUCUGUGUUAGUGGAAGAGCUGACCGCCUCAGAAAAUGGAGAGACCCGGUGCGCUGUGGAUGCUCAGAUCUCUCCGUCCCCCAAGCCUCAGAACUCUCUGGCGCCGCUUCCCCUCUACGACCAGCCACCCGUCAGCCCUUUCCACAGUCCUGAUAAAAGAGGCUCCCAGUUCUUCCCCAGAUCUCCGUCAACUAAUGAAAACAGCUUCCCUUCAAACUCUCCCGGAUUCUCUCAGCCGCUGCGACCUCUUCCCGAGAGCACCUCGUAUGGAAAGCUGAGACCUGUCCGAGCCGCACCUCCUCCCCCGACACAGCAGCAUCGUAGACCGACAGAGAAGAUUGAGGAUGUGGAGAUCACCCUGGUGUGACCAACGGGGGUGGACUGCGUGGCAAUGCUACAAUCACGGCCAAGUGUCAGCGACGUUUGGUCAGCUCUCGUUCUUGGGCACCUUUUCAUGAUGG